GUUUUAACCUCAAAAUGAAAAUUUAUUUUUCGUGAUCUCUGAUCGUUGGAACUCAGUUCGAACCAAUAAUUUUGAAAAAUGUCUUUCAAUGCCGACUCUGAUUUGGAAACAAGAGUUCGUAAAACAACUGAAAGGAUUUCAGAGAACAUGCAUAUAGUAGCAAAUGAACCCUCACUGGCUUUCUAUAGACUACAAGAACAUGUUAGGAAAGCACUCAAUCCUAUGGUAGAUCGACGAGUAGAUGUCAACAAGUUACAUACUGAAUUACAAGGAAGAUGCUAUGAUAUGGAAUAUGCAAUAGGUGCACUGAGAUCAAUGGGUAAAGCAGAGGAGAGUUUCAAGAAUAUCCAAGACAAUCUGAAAAAUGCAAUAUUUUUGAAACAACAAUUGAAAUAUGAAGAAUCUCGUAGAAAAAAGGCAGACAACAAUUCAGUUUACAAACGUUUAUCUGCUCAUAUCACUUUAGACUUACCAGAAUUACCAGAGUUAUCUGAUGUUGUAAGAGAAACUGCCAAUAGAGUUGAACAUAUGAUGUCUAAAGCUACACAUUCUUCAUCAAAUAAUGGUUGAUGAUUAAUUCCUUCUGAUUUUUUGUGAUGUGUAUAUGAACUGUGAACCCAAAUAAAUUAUUAGUUCAAUUUCAUUAUUUUCUUCAAACAAAAUUUCAAUAUUG
Phaedon cochleariae (mustard beetle) is the source of this 673-nucleotide messenger RNA. NCBI's taxonomy places the organism in Eukaryota, Metazoa, Arthropoda, Insecta, Coleoptera, Chrysomelidae. The record is from the annotation of a GenBank genome assembly.